This is a messenger RNA of Melanotaenia boesemani (Boeseman's rainbowfish), 1510 nucleotides long. RefSeq names its product matrix-remodeling-associated protein 7-like. The record is from RefSeq and is a predicted model, not a curated record. Bases 719 to 1360 code for a protein of 213 amino acids. Lineage: Eukaryota; Metazoa; Chordata; Actinopteri; Atheriniformes; Melanotaeniidae. The transcript is spliced from 5 exons.
AGCCUAGCUGCUCCCCACCAUAGUAUAACUCUGCCUUUAACUGUAAUAAUUUCCUAAAAUGUAGACCUUUUUUCUCUUCUAUAACUGGACCCAUUCUGGCAUUAAUAGCUUGAUUUAACUGUAGACAGACCAGUGAAAUAUUUGUGGUGACCUGAAUUCAGAUGAUGUGAUUCGGUGCUUGGGUCAAUUUAUUCUGCUAACUUGUAUUUACAUCAUUGGUCCAAGUUAUGGUGAUUUCUAGGGACAAACAAGCAGAUAAAUGGCGUUGAUUUUGCUCAUGUUUUGUUUACCUCCCAAUUUUAAUCCCUGCUUGAAAGGUGUUUCCUCAGGUAAGAAUACCUUAACUGACGGUUAACCCGCUUGACUUUAUCAGUCUGCUCCUCCCGUACACGGGUUCUGUCAGAAACCAUUUCUAUGAAGUGAGUUUGUCCCGUUAAAGGGGGAUUAACGGCACACACAAGGAGUUCAGAGCCGAGCACGUUGCAGCGCGCCGUGCCAGCCCACCUGUCCAGUAUGGUACAACGGCAGGGGGUGGGGAGGCGUACCCAGAGGAUGUGACGUCCUGGUCGGAGAGGAGAUUGUCCCGUAUCCCGCAAACGCUGGCCAUUAACGUCGAUGUUUGGUGAGGAUUAUCACAAGAAGCGAGAUGGCUGAGUGAGGUGAGUGUAGGCAGUUGGCUCAGGUGAACGGGGAAAGCGGAACAACAACCAGCCAAACAAUGGAUGUAACUUUUGUUAUAUCGGCUAUCAUUUUCACGCUGCUCGCUGUUGUGGUUGCAACGUCGAUAUUCAAAGGCUCCUCGCCUGCAGCAGACUUAGCAAACGCACGGAGUUAUUUCCGACACAGAGUAGACGGUGUGACUGGAGGAUUAGAGCAAAACGGCCAUGUACCCGAGAAGAAGAAGACGAAGAAGGAAGUGGACGACUGGACUGAGAUCAGCGGGAGCUCACACGAUCACUGGGAUGUAGUUAAAACUGUGCUUUCAGAGGAGGCACACCCCCAUCCUCACACAGAAGAAGCAGCAGCAACUGAGCACUCCUCCACGUCCAGCUUGUCUGUCCCCAGUUGUGGAUCCAGGCACAUGAGUUUAGAGGUAGAUUUGUCAUCUGAGGCCUCGUCAGGGAGGAGCCGUAGGUCAUUCAUUGGGCUCUCUGAUACGGAGCUCCUAAAGUGUGCUUUCUCUUACCCCCAGACCGAAGGAGCCACAGAGAGCCCGGGGACCAACGCAGAGAAUAUGGAAACGAAUCCUAAUAAUUCCUUGAAGUAUGUUCCUGGAAAAGCACGAUCCCAUCAUUUACAGAUGAUGAUGUCCAAAGAGGAGUUGGAGGAGGAGCAGAGGAUUCACUCCAACAGAUUUUAACUAUCUGUGAGCCUGAGAAAGGAGCAAAUAUGUGAGUGCAGCGUGAGCAACUUACCGCCAUCUUCCAGCUGCUGAAGGAUAACAAGGAGACGUUUGGAGAUAUGUCAGAGGGAGACUUAGAGGAGCAGCUCCGACUCUACUCCAUCUGAG